Messenger RNA from Dermacentor silvarum, 10176 nucleotides. Its product is annotated as embryonic polarity protein dorsal. Gene Ontology annotation, cellular component: cytoplasm. Gene Ontology annotation, biological process: regulation of DNA-templated transcription; inflammatory response; cellular response to stress. The coding region runs from base 424 to 1983 and encodes 519 amino acids. The record is from RefSeq and is a predicted model, not a curated record. Gene Ontology annotation, molecular function: DNA binding; DNA-binding transcription factor activity. NCBI's taxonomy places the organism in Eukaryota, Metazoa, Arthropoda, Arachnida, Ixodida, Ixodidae. The transcript is spliced from 11 exons.
GCUCGCGACGUGUUUUCCUGGAAAACUCGCGGCGACGGAUUGUCCGAUACUAUCCGUCGCGUGCCAGUUUGUAUUGUUUAUUAUUUCGCGAUUAUCGUGAGUCAUUCAGUCAAAAGUUGUUCUCGGCGGCGCCUCGAGUGGACGAUGGCGGGUUGCUGCAGUGUUACGUGAUCGGUCGCGGAGUAGACGCUUUCUACGAGACGUUUUGGGGCCGGCCAGCCGAAGCGCGUCAUACCCAGCGCCUGAAUGCGCCUUCCCGUUUGCGGAAUCCCUCUCGCGAACUGCGGCGGAUAGGCUUGAUCGCGGACUCGACAAUCGAAAGGUCGUGACGCUCCCUGGGUUCGUACUGGGCCCCGGGUUCGAAGCGCCCACCCCUCUUCGCUUCUUCCUCUUGCAUGAGUUGAGGCCAGCCCAUUCACUAACAUGCAAACAGACGUCAGCCUAGAUGACGUAGCGGAAGUGAUAGAGCGGCACAUGGCGGCCGAGCCGACUUACCUGAGCCUGGACCAGCAGGCACGGCUGCCAGUGGCCCAACCACAGCCACAGCAGCAGCCACAUGUGGUCAUCCUUGAGCAGCCUGCAUCGCGAGCCCUGAGGUUCCGGUACCAGUGUGAGGGCCGGUACCCGGGCACCCUCGUUGGAGUCAACAGCACCGCCGAGAACAAGACCUACCCCACCAUCAAGGUGAUGGGCAUCCAAAAGCCAGCCGUGGUGGUCGUCUCCUGUGUGACGAAGGACCAGCCAUACCGGGUACACCCUCACAACCUCGUCGGCAAGGAGGGCUGCAAAAAUGGGAUUUGCACGCAGCACCUCAAGCCAGACAUGACGUGCACCUUUACAAGUCUUGGAAUCCAAUGUGUCAAAAGGCGAGAUGUUGAACAGAACUUGGUACAACGAGAAAACAUUCGGGUUGACCCAUUUCGAAAUGGCUUUGCCCACAAGGACCAGGCGGCCAGCAUCGACCUCAACGCAGUGCGUCUCUGCUUCCAAGUGUUCCUCGAAGGCUCACAGCCGGGGAAGUUCACGGUUCCCCUUCAUCCCGUGGUCUCGGACAUCAUUUAUGACCGCAAGGCUAUGUCUGAUCUAACGAUCACCAAGCUUAGCCACACAUGUGCUCCUAUGUCUGGUGGCUUGGAGAUGAUCCUGCUCUGUGACAAGGUCGCGAAAGACGACAUCGAGGUGUGGUUUGAGGAGGAGAGGGACGGCCAGACGGUCUGGAAGGAGCGGGCCGAGCUGUUGCCCAACGGGGUGCACAAGCAGGUGGCCAUCUGCUUCCGGACGCCCCGCUACCGAGACCCCAUCAUGGCCGACGUGCCCGUCGAUGUGCACCUGCUCUUGCGGAGGCCCUCCGACGGUGCCCUCAGCGAGCCGCGUGCCUUCACCCUGCACCCCAACGAGCGGGAUCCCGAAGCAAUAGAGCGCAAAAAACGCAAGAUUGGCGAAGGCUACUUUGACCGGUACUUUCAGGAGAGUGUUCUUCUGGGUGCAUCUGCCGCGCCGAUGGUGUCCGUGCCUAGAACUAUGCGACAGGCGGUCAGAACUCAGGCCAGGCCUGAGAGCGGUCGUAGCCCUGUUCCCGAGGCCAUGGUUGCAGCAACGGCAAUGCAACAGCAGCAGCACCCAAUGAUGCAGCAAGCCGGUGCAACCACGAUGGCACAGCUGACACCCGUCAACCCGCAGUACCGCGGCGAAUUGGGUGCAGUGGCACCGCCCGCAUUCGAGCCCGAGGUGGUCGAGACAGCCGAGAAGCUGGACAGCCUUGACCUUGGCAUUGACCCCAACGACAUUGCGCUGACUUCGGGCGACCUAAACAUGAACCUGAGCGACCUGGCCAGCGCCCCAAAUUUGUCACUGGUCAACCUGUCGGCGAGCCUGUUCGACAGCGGCAACAACAUUGCGAGCGAGUCGAACCUCAUGGACGACGGCCGGGGACUCCUCAACGACCUGGGCGGCUCCCGUGUCUUCAAGACAGAGCCGUCCUAAUGCCGGUGGUGGUCUGCUGCUUUUGCGUGUGUGUGUGGUUUUUUUUAAGUGCCGUGAAUGCUCGUGUGUGGGUCUUUGGCGGAUGAUGUGUGAUCAGUGUACUAUUGGGCAUCUACUGCAAAUAAUGAGAGACAUCACAGUGUGGUAAGCUUUGAGUCUUGUUGCGGUCUUGAAGCCCGGUGACCUGAAUCUCUUGACACGCUUUCCUUUGUAACUGCAACGCCUGGUGGCAUGGAAUUGCUUCAUUUGACAUGCUCUCUUAUGCCGCAACUGCAGCAUGCAGCAUUCAGCGCACUUUGGAAUUGGACUGGGCAGAGUGCCCUAUUCGUUAGAUUCCUGCAGCAAGUGGUGCAUCAGAUGCACUUGAACUAGAGAGCAGGAAAUAAAUUCAGAGGCAAAAUUCCUCAUUAGGGUAAUCGGGAGUAGACGACCUUACUUUAAGCUCAGGCAACGAUUGUGGUAAUUGCCGAGAACCAGCAAGCUAUUGGAGGAGGCCAGUGCUUAGCGAAGGCAGACGUCUUGACGCUCUUUCCUGUUCAGAGAGGCAGUUGACUUUUCCAACUAUGACAGCCACCUCCUUAAUUACGUAUUCAAGUGACAAUGCAAUGUUUCCAUUGCUAUCGGCUGGCCUGCAAAGGGCCCCCCUUCUACCUUUAGGCUGACAACCAUCCAAAAUGAAGCAAUGCCUGAACAAAAAACACUUCACUGCUGUCCACAUCAUCGGCUGGUGAAAGUUCUAUAAAGUCAGUGAUGUGGGAAACGAACUUGAUUGUAAAGUCUUUAAAUUCGAUGGUUGAAUAGCUUGAUGCUCAACACUGUCAUGUCUCUCAUAAUGUGUAGCCAGCUGAAUGCAAUAUCUGAGGUCCACAGAUUUUCCCUUUGUCCAUCUUCGCUCGGCAUGCUUGUCUGACGGAGGGUACUCCGGAAGCUUCUGUCGCCACCACUUCAGCAUCUCGAAACCAGAUGAGAUUCAGACAGGUUUAUCCUGUAUAUUUUGUAAGAAAUGGGAUUCAUCUUUUUUUUAGGCAUAGCUGGAAGCCUCUUCAUACAAAAGGAUUAUUCGUUGACAGUCAUGUUGAAUGUGUGAUGCUCCAUGUUCCACGUGGAACCGUCGUUUAGGUUACGCACAGAACUCUUGUUGUGAACGAGGGUUCUGCACUGAACUUCAGGUAUCAGAACAUCUGUUCACUGAUGUUGUUUAACAUUUUAAAGCAAUGCUUAAUGAGAGACUAUGUAAUGAGGGGCUCCCAAUUUUGACUGCCUCGCCUUCUUUAGACAUGUGUCCAUAGCACAGCGCACAAGUGUUAUUGCAUUCCACCCUCUUUGGAAGAUUCUGCCGCUGUGGCCAGGGCUCAAACCCACAACCUUAUGCAAAGCAGAAGCAUCAGGCAUACAGUAUGACUCUGUCGGUAACCAGAUUGUUUCUUUAACACGCUUUUGCCCGACCAGACUGUCUGUCUUCCGUCAAAACGGUUGAUUACGCCUGGAGAUCUUGUUGCACUGUAUAUUUUGCAGUUACAUUCUCAAAUGGACUAGCCGUGUUACAGUUAUAUUUUUUUGUGAUUUAUGACACGCUGAUAAACGUCACUCCGUCCUAUAUUUUGAGGCGAAGCAGCUCUUAUGGUUUGCGGUGCUCUGUGACAAAUACUUCGGUGUUCACUCUGAAGUUGUUUAUCCCUGGUCACAUGGGAGCACAUGUAAAUGUUCAUUUCGGAAAAAAUGGAUCGUCUCCAAGCCAUUGCUUGAAGCUAAUGCAAGAGGCUCUGAUGUGAUAGCGCCGAUUAUUGUGGCUUAGUGGCGCUUCUCAAGAACAUUUGAACUCUAUAGCUGUCUCAUCAAUUUGCAUGGAUUUCAUCAGAAGCGCACUCAUUUACAUACGAUGACCUUUGGACAGGUACCAUAUUUACCCGAUUCUAACAGGCACCCGAUCUUAUAAUGAGGAAAAAGUGCCAUGCCUCCGAGUCUCGCAAUUAGAAAAAGAAACCUGCAGAGUUUAUCUUUACUGAAGGGAAAUUUAUUCCCGCUUAAAUAAUGUUUGUCAUCGCUGACAGACAGCUCGGUAAAAAAUUUGUACGGACCACAACAUUCCAUCCUCCAUGAGGUAUGUUGCGUUUGAUAUUCCACAUUUCCUGAAUGACUUCUCUACGCCUCUUCAUCUCGGACCAAGUCUAAAUGUAUGGGUUUGGAACAAUAUACACGCGUGUGUCUGUACUCACUGUAGCGUACAGUGCAAGUUGUCUUCGCUAUUGGUCGCUGUAUGUUCCAGUGUGUCGUGGACCUUAUGCCGACUUAAUUUGCUCUUUUCUGCUCACUUCACUCUAAAUUUACUGAUCCUAUGACAUUUCUUCUUUAUCUUACAAUGUUAUUAUUAUGUGAAAAAGAAUAUCCUUCAUCAUUGUAGGGAGACUAAAUCUUUGAAUUUGAUUUUUUAUAUAACUUAAGCAAUAAUGACUCUGCAGCAAUUGGGAUCGGGAUGGGAACCCACACCAUGACCGCCUACUUUGCCAGUUCGUCCUGCGACACAUGCGAAUCUUCGGAUCAGUAAAAACAUGUGACCUGGCUCUGUUAAGCAUGUAAAAUAGCUUACUCUAAUGAGCUUUCAUAUGAAAGUGGCGCUUCAUCGUUGCCGACUUACGAGAAAACUUAGUUUUGUCAUCUUGUGAUGAUUAUGGCAUUGGCGCUUGUUCCGAUGGUAAGCUGCUGCCAACACCACGAAUGUGGUUUUGGUUUCGUAUCUGAUAGUAACUCGCAGGCAGUUUCCAAGAAGGUGCGCAUUAGAAUUGGAUAAAUAUGGUACGUGUAACGCAGGCACUGAUGGCAUGUGAAAGGACUGAUAUUUCUUUUCUUUUUUUUUGAUGGCACGAUCAUGUUCGGUAACGUUUAUGCGAAAAUCAUUGUCUACAGUUGACAUCUUAUCUUCGCCUUCCAUUGUGCACAUUGUGAGCUUCUCAUCGCAUUUCUGCUCUCAUUGCAUAUGCAUAAUCCAAUCUUGCAUGUUUGAAUGUCCGUUGAUGUCAGUGAAAGCGGUGUUUUGCGCCGAGUGUUGUUUAACGUGUAAGCAUCUUUCCUCGGCUUGUUGAUGCAAUGUGACAUGUUUGGGCAGGCCGGUGAAUGGUGGUACAGGUACUGCGACGGUUUGUUGUUGAGGCCCUUGAGAAUUGUAGAUGGCUCCGUCUCAAGAAAUGCGACUUUGUCGGUAGUGUUGUUGUGGUUGUCGAUUAGUAGUGAAAAACGUUGCGUAGUUUAUUGCAGUGUCAACAGUGGCCCCUCUUUUAUUUUUAUUCUAAAGCAUCUUUGCAUGGGCAUUCACUGUCAGAGGAGCAAGCUGCCACGCAGAUGUGGGCUGGUUUUGUCACAGUUGGUAACUCGGUAGUGAAGACAAACCAGGCAAAAAACAAUUCCAUGUGUUUUUAAUAAUGCGGACCAAAAAUUGCAACUGCACUUUCGAAUAUGAGUGACAACAACGUAACAGUAAACGUGAAAUUUUUCUAUCGAGUUGUUAGAAUAAAAAUGUGGGUCGCUGUGUAAGUUUGUGGUUAAUCAUUGCUGAGCGGCGAAACACAAUUUGGCCUAGUUCAUCUGAUUGUGUGGGAAAAAUUGAUGUACCGGUUCACUGUUUAGCUGUUGCUGAAGUUCAGCUUUAGAGUUGGCAUUUGCACACAUAAGUCUCCAUGCAAUUUGCAAAUUAAAGAAUGUUGCCCAGGGUCUGUCAAAAUAGUCCUAGUAAAGUGCAUAGGCUAAAUAUGGUAAUGAUGGUGAAGCAUGCUCACACUGUGAAGGCCCAUGUCUUUUUUCUUUUUUUUUUGUGUGUGUGUGUUUGCUACAUUUUGACUCAUAAGCAUUUUCUUAAGUUUUCUGCUUCUGGGAACUUGAACCCAGGAAAGCUGGCUUGGUAAGAAAACACUCGAGCAUGUUGCACGCUCCUGUGGAAUAUGUGCACAAGCUGCGCCCUUCAACUGAAGCAUUAACUCUUUUGAAUUCAUUGAGCGAGCCUUGCGUGACGUACGAUUUCCUUUAAGUACACCAUUCAGAUUCAAGCCAACCUGAUGUUGAGACAUGGUUACUUUUCUUGGAAUGGCCCUCGACACGAAUGUUGCUUGAUAAUGCCCGAUAAGGGCUGAGCAGCGGAGAAAUUGUAACCACUUGACGUGAACAUGGUAGUGGAUGUGGUCACAGGCAGUGGUAUUACUGUGCUUGAUAGUGGUGUGGCUCUAGUUCAAGCUAGCAGCACGAAUUGUUGCUUGGUACUGUUUCGAAAUGCGUUGAGCCAAGGUUGAUUAGCCUCUGAUCGUUUUUCUGUUAAUGUAAGGACGCACUAGGAAGGCGCAUAGUCUUGUGUUUUCGAGAUGUUUUUAACGGCAUUCCGCACACGUGGGAGGUUAUUGUUCUUAUCGAAUGUUUUUAACACCAGUGUAUUCUUUAACAGCUGUGAUAUGCAUGAAACAUGUUUUUCAUGAGUGCUUUCUAUUGAGGCGCAUUUAUUUCCUAUGGGGCUUUUCAACUUGGUGGCGGUGCAGUCCAUCCUUCAUUAUUUACACAGAGAGGUUUGCUGUCGUUGGUGUUUGACAACUAGUGGAUUUGCUGGUGUCACUGCUGUCAGGGUCUUAAUUUGGACUUUACUGUGCGGCGUAGUGCUUCAUUGCACGCUUGACUCGGUGUAUUUUUGGUGUUUGUACUUAAAAUGCUGUGCUCGGUCUAAGGUCUCACAUGCUCUCACGAGCAAUAUUCAUGCUCCCCCGACACAUUUCAGUUUUAUGUAAAUAUGUGCGCACAAAUCUUUUUUGAAGUUUUUAUUGUUUUACAUUUCCAAGUUAGGGGCACAGAGGACCUGUUGUAUUUACUAUACAUUCGUGCCUAAUUUUUUUAAAUGCUUCUACAAUCUCUUGCUCAUGCUGAUGUAAUCAUUAUACAUUGUUUUCACUCAUAGAUAUUUGUGUUGGGACAUUCCAUGUCUUUUAAUUACUUUACCGGUUUUUUAAUUGCUCAAGAGAUUUACGCUACAUGUUUCUUUUCGUGAGAUCACAUUCAUUUAUAUAGUUAUUUUGUUGGUUUCGCUGCGAGUUAUCUGUGCUUGUACUUUUGUAUCUGCCUAGUGAACGACCGUGUCGUGCUGUGACCAGUGAGAAGUCGCACAUUGCUGAAUGUUUCAUGCUUGUUGCUUACAUUGCCCAAUAGUCUGUACAGUGGUUUAGAAUGUAGUGUCCACUGAACGCUCUUUACCUCGAUAACAGUGAGUUGUCUCACGAAGUCGAAGCUACAAACAUUGCAGGCUCGUACUACUGACCGGUGAAUGAACUUAUCUUUUACAGUUCACCAGACUGCUGGUCUCUUGUGUGUUUUCCCGGUGUGCUUGUUGUGUAAGUCUGCACGUACGUUUUUGAGAUUCCUAUUGUCAAAGAUGUUAUGUCCUUGCCCUCGGGCGUCGUCCAUAUGAGGUGUUUUGAGAUUUUCUGCCGCAUAGGUACUUGUAUGUGACUGUUAUUACAAACACAUUCUACUGGAUGCUACAGUACUUCGAACUGUCAUCAAGUGAAAUUGUUUUAAGAGGACAUCAAGGCAUGUUGUCACGUUGUUAGAAUUUGUCAACUUGUCACAAAUGUUUCCUGCGAAGCUUCCCAUUGUGUUUCUUGCGAUGGUGCUGGCACCCGAGGACACGAAACUUGCAUGGCAGGUGUUUAUUUUUCAAAGAGCAUGUUCUACGAUGCAACAGUCUGGGCGUGGGCUGGAUGUUGUCGCGAUGGCCAGCAGGCCGUUUACAUCCUUAUCAUGCCAGUUAAAAUCACCCACUGGGAAUGAUUGUUGCAUCUGAAAUGUAUAGAAAUCGACGUAACAGCGACUGUAUUAUUGCCUGUCCAUCUCGCUUGCCAGUGCCUUGUGCAUUUCUGUUCCUCGAGUACCAACAUCAUCGUAAGCAUACAAACUAUUGUAACCAGCCCAGUUUGCAAAAGACUUGACUGCUGUCUGCGCCUAGAACGCCAUUGUAAGCGUACAACCAUAUAGCGUCAAUUUGGACCGGUUUGUAGGAGAAAACUGUUCAUGUUCUUUACUAUUGUGCAAUAUGACUGCAAGGUAAAUUAUGGCCUCUGAUGUCCAGUGGUCUACACUUCUCAAUCAGAGUGGACUGUUCAAUACCUUGAUUGUUCCAUUGUGGACAAUCAAGUAUGUUCAAGCUUGCCUUUGUGUUCUUUUGUUCCAGGAGCAUUGCUUGCAUAUCUGUUUUCUGUACUUUUGAUGCUUCUUAUGUGCUAUAUAUUGGCCUGUAGUAAGGAUUGCUACGCAUCAUUUGCACCAUGCUGUAAAAACGGUGAGGUCCAUCAGGAAAGAGUGGCUUUCAUCCGAUAAAAAACGCUCUUGGGACCACUAGGCAAGUUCUUUCGAAGUGUAUUGCUGUGCAGAAAUUGCAAGCAAUGCGACUGACUAGCAUUGCAAUAUCUUACUGUGAUUGUCUGAAUAAUCUACAUUUGUGAGAUCUGUAAAGAAUGUGCACUUCGACAUCUUUUCUUUUUCUUUUUUUUUUUCUUGCGCUUGCUGGACAGCUGACACCAGAAGUUGUUACAUGCACAUUUCUUUGAAUUGUGUGUUUUAACGGUUGGUAGUGAUGCAGAGGGGGGUGGAUUGAGCACGAUGGAACACUUUUGAAACAGUGUUUGUUCUUUUAUGACACAGCUGUCAGGCGUAAAGUUGGAGGCUUACUGCAACAGAAGAAUUUCACUUUGGCUAAAUUGGUUAUAAAUAAUUUGCGUAUGCAAUUGAAGCAACCAUGGCAAUCCCUAAUUGUCUAAUUUUUACCAGCCUAUAAAUAGGACCUAAGUAGAUGAAACGUGCACCUUGUGGUUAGCGGAUAUGAUACUGAUCCUAGACCAUUUCCAAGAUUUUCACUGCAUCGCAAGUACCACUUAAUCUUGUAACUCAUAUUGAGAAUUUGUACUGGUUCUCAAUAUUUUGGGUCCUGUGUGAUUUCCAGUGAGUGGUAAUAGCAGCAUUUUUUUUUUUUUUCAGUUUCAGUUUAGUAUCAAAAGUGUCUAUUUUUGCGAGUUUCUUGCGACGCAUGCACUUGCCCUUCAAAUGUAAAAUCAGAGCCGCUGAAUUAAAAAAAAGUGUGUCCUGCCACGCCAGGCAGGCUGCAAAGGGAGCGAGUGUUCCAGCCGUAGUUGCAUUCGUGGCCGCUUGGCUGGCCCAACCAGCGCUACUUGUGGGGGAUGGGACGUGCGGCUUCCACGGGCGAUGGCGUUCCUAGCGCGUUCCUCACACUUUUUCUACUCCGGUCCCAGACAGCAGUCCUUGACUGGUGGUGCCACGGUGGAUCACGCCGUUUCCGAUGCACGCGGCAGUCUGCACCUUUUUUUUUUUUAAUCCAGCGGCCGUGGUAAAUUUUGCGCGAAGGCUGCUCGAUGUUUGCUCCUUCUGAAUUAGGAUUUUCAUGCAGUACAAUAUUUUGUUGUAGUUUGCCUGUAAGGCAAGUUUGAUGGAUAACUAAAUGGUGCCAUUGAAAUUUUUAACAUGUGUAAUGUGUAUAAUUGGAAGGUGUCCGAAAGCCUGUGGCUGGCUGCACUAUUGAGGACAUUCGUCACAUAGUGGUGUCGUGCGUCAUGGUUAGUAGUGGCAGGGCUUUAUAAUUUCUUACUGACACAUCUUGAAAUGCACUUUAGAAGGAACUGCACGCCAUAGACUAGCUAACGAAAACAUAGCGUUAAAGAAUGUGUCUUCUUCUUAAAUUCUCUUAGUUGGGUUUUGAUAUUGCAGCAGGCACUUUGGCGUUGGAGUACAAACCAAAAGGGACAAUGAAUGUAUCGUGGCUUCGAAAAACUAUUGAACAUGUUGGUUACUUGGUGCCUCUGCCCAUGAGUUGACAACAGAAGUGUACAAAGAUUACUGAAAAAGAAGAGAGUUUUAAGAGCUGUUCACAAAAGUGUGUUUGGAGAAAAACUGUUUAUGCUUUUUUUUUUUCUCCAUCAGAGCGUAAUGUACUGUGAUUGCCAUGCGAGUCAUCAGCCCUUUUAUUUUGCGUGUGUGUGUGUGUGUGUGUGUGUCACAUUUUAUGGAAGUUUUUCUUUCUGUUCAUUUGUUACUGUGGCGCCCUCUGUCAUAUAAAUACUUAUGGUUUACAUUGUUAUUGCCCUAUAAGGUAUAUGAAGAUGUACAUAGUCUGUGCUUAAUAAAAAGGCCACAUGACUUGAGGCUUCUGAGAGCUUA